GCCAGAAGCAGUUGAAUCAGUGGUUCAGUGCUAUUCGAUCAAGCCAACUUCACACUGGGGUGUACGCGAGUGUUUGUGAGUGUUAGUGAACCACGUGGAUUAUUUUUUUCGGUGAAUCAAUGAGCUGACAUUUUGGGUCAAUAAAAACGGUCUUCGGUAAAGUUAUGGUCGAAGAAAACGACGAAAUGCAAGACUGCCUGGAGAACACUCUCCGUCUGAAUCGACACGAAGAAAUCGAACUACCAACACUUACAAAUGCCCCAAACUCCUCAAAUCAACUACCUGUAUCGAAAAAAAGCAGUUUACCAGAAAGAGGGACAUGGGGUAGUAAAUUAGACUUUAUAUUAUCGGUUGUGGGGCUUGCUAUAGGUUUAGGAAACGUUUGGCGAUUUCCCUAUUUAUGUUAUAAAAAUGGGGGUGGAGCCUUCCUCAUACCGUACUUCAUCACACUCAUAUUGGCGGGAAUCCCCAUGUUCUUUAUGGAACUGGCUCUUGGUCAGAUGUUGACCAUUGGAGGACUUGGUGUCUUCAAAAUAGCACCCAUCUUCAAAGGUAUUGGUUAUGCAGCAGCUGUAAUGUCAUGCUGGAUGAACAUUUACUAUAUUGUAAUAUUGGCAUGGGCGAUAUUCUACUUCUUCAUGUCCAUGCGGUCAGAUGUACCUUGGAGGACUUGCCAUAAUUACUGGAACACUGAAUAUUGUGUCAACCCUUAUGACAGAGGAUCACUUACAUGCUGGGAGCAAUUCAAUCCCAACAAUAGUUUUAGCAAAAUUUGUUCGAUCAAUAACCACAAUGUUUCCUUAGCAGAUCUGACAGACCCGGUAAAAGAAUUCUGGGAGCGUAGAACACUGCAAAUUUCCCCUGGCAUUGAACAUGUUGGUUCAAUUCGUUGGGAGCUAGCUGGUACUCUGCUUUUCGUCUGGAUUCUAUGUUAUUUUUGCAUAUGGAAAGGUGUCAGAUGGACAGGAAAAGUUGUCUACUUCACCGCACUUUUCCCUUACGUACUUUUGACAGUAUUACUUAUUAGGGGUAUAACCCUCCCAGGAGCAAUGGAAGGUAUCAAAUUCUAUGUUAUGCCCAACAUGUCCAAGCUGAAGGAAUCCGAAGUGUGGAUUGAUGCAGUAACCCAGAUUUUCUUCUCGUAUGGUUUGGGUCUAGGCACACUUGUUGCUCUGGGAAGCUACAACAAAUUCUCCAACAACGUAUACAAGGAUGCCUUGAUUGUAUGUUCCAUCAACUCCAGCACCAGUAUGUUUUCUGGUUUCGUUAUAUUUUCUGUAGUUGGCUUCAUGGCGCAUGAGCAACAGAAGCCGGUAGCAGAAGUCGCUGCUUCAGGACCUGGUUUGGCCUUUUUGGCCUAUCCCUCAGCUGUUCUCCAACUCCCAGGGUCUCCAUUAUGGGCCUGCCUGUUUUUCCUGAUGAUAUUGUUGAUUGGUUUAGACUCCCAAUUCUGCACAAUGGAAGGAUUUGUUACUGCAAUAAUCGAUGAAUGGCCUCACCUUCUCAGAAGGAGAAAGGAAAUUUUUAUUGCUGCUGUGUGUGGCCUUUCCUACUUAGUUGGACUAUCCUGCAUAUCACAGGGUGGAAUGUACGUGUUCCAAAUAUUGGAUUCUUACGCUGUCAGUGGCUUCUGCCUACUCUUCUUGAUAUUCUUCGAAUGCACCGCCAUCUCUUGGGCCUUUGGUUGUGACAGGUUUUACGAUGGCAUCAAGGAAAUGAUCGGCUACUAUCCCAUGAAAUGGUGGAAAUUCUGUUGGACCAUCACAACACCAGCAAUUUGUUUGGGAGUUUUCAUUUUCAACAUAGUUCAGUGGACUCCGGUGAAAUACCUCAAUUAUGAGUUUCCUCUUUGGGCGCAUCUCUUUGGAUGGUUUACAGCGUUAUCAUCUAUGUUAUGUAUACCUGGAUACAUGAUUUAUAUUUGGCUCAAGACUCCAGGAAGCAACGACACUAAAAUGCGACUGCUCGUCAGGAUAGAUGAUGAUGUGAAAACGUUGAGGGCUAAAAUGCAAGCAUCUGCUGUUUAAAUUCUCGAACUUUUAAUUUUUAUAGUUGCCGAAGUUUUGUUAAUGUAUUUAAGUUGAGUUUUAUUAUAUAAGCAUUUAAAUAAUCAUAAUAAUUUAUUUUAGGUUAAAUUGUUGAAUAUAUUGGUUCGAAUAUA
Harmonia axyridis is the source of this 2161-nucleotide messenger RNA. RefSeq names its product sodium- and chloride-dependent GABA transporter 1-like. The coding region runs from base 165 to 2027 and encodes 620 amino acids. Gene Ontology annotation, cellular component: membrane. The transcript is spliced from 10 exons. The record is from RefSeq and is a predicted model, not a curated record. NCBI's taxonomy places the organism in Eukaryota, Metazoa, Arthropoda, Insecta, Coleoptera, Coccinellidae. Gene Ontology annotation, biological process: sodium ion transmembrane transport.